ACAGCUCGGGGGACUCAGCCCCCUGGCCCACGCUUCCAGUAAAGCUUCACCUCCCGCCCUCCUAGAUCAAAACCCUGAAUCGAAACUAACUGUAGAGUACUUGCUAGAGGACCCUGCACCAUCCGAAUCUCGGCGGCCACAGCGGAACCUCGCCUUUCAGGUUCACCCACCAUGCCUCCCCCGGAUUCCCCCUCCGAAGGCCAGCGGCCCAACCAGAGCCACAGUUCUACAGAGGUAAUGACCACAGAGGAGGAUGAGUUUCGGUUCCUGCACUGUCAGCGUUGCCGAGUGGAAGCCAAGUGCCCCAAGCUGCUGCCCUGCCUGCAUACUCUGUGCUCGGGAUGUCUGGAGGCGCCGGUCGCGCAGUGCCCCAUCUGCCAGGAGCCCUGGCCUCCAGGCACUGACACGCCGGUCUUGGAUAAUGUCUUUUUCGAGAGUCUGCAGCGACGCCUGUCGGUGUAUCGGCAGAUUGUAGAGGCGCGAGCAGUUUGCAUCCGCUGCAAGGAGGUGGCGGACUUCUGGUGCUUUGAGUGCGAGCAGCUCCUCUGUGCCCAAUGCUUCGAGGCACACCAGUGGUUCCUCAAGCAUGAGGCCCGGCCCCUGGCUGAGCUGCGCAGCAAGUCAGUGCAUGAGUUCCUGGACGGCACGCGCAAGUCCAACAACAUCUUCUGCUCCAACAGCAACCACCGCUCCCCUGAGCUGACCAGCAUCUACUGCCGAGGCUGUUCCAAGCCACUGUGCUGUACGUGCGCGCUCCUGGACAGUAGUCACAGCGAUCUUAAAUGCGACAUCAACAUGGAGAUUGAGCAGCGGCAGAAGGAGCUGGACACGAUGACUCAGGCCCUGCAGGAGCAGGACAGCGCCUUCGGCGAGGUGCACGCUCAGAUGACUGCGGUGGUGAGCCAGCUGGGCCGCAGGCGCUCCGAGGUGGAGGAGCUGAUCCGCCAGCGGGUGCGCCAGGUGGUAGAGCACGUGGAGGCGCAGGAGCGUAACCUCCUGGAGGCCGUGAACCAGCGCUACCAGCGCGACUACCAAGAGAUGGCCCGGCAGCUGGGCAGCCUGGACGCCAAGCUGCAGCGCAUCCGCAUGGGCGGCACGCUCGUGCAGAAGAUGCGGCGCUUCGCCUCUGACCAGGAGGUAAUGGACAUGCACAGCUUCCUGCGAGAGGCGCUCAGCCGCCUGCGGCAGGAGCAACCCCAGACCCCGCAAGCCGCAGUGUGCGCAGACAGCUUCGAAGAGUUCAGGGCACGCCUGGAGGUCCUCGCCUCCAGCAUCACCCAGGGGACAGAUGCAGUUCUACGCAAGAGAGCCAGCCCUCUCAGGGACCCUUCUGACAAUGACUUGCCUGAGGAGGUACCCCAGAGGGUGCAGAUGCAGGCCCAGGCUAAGGCCACGACCUUGGAGCUGGCUGAAAACCAAUGUGUGGCAGUGGUACAGUCAGUGCCUGGGGCACACCCUGUACCAAUGUAUGCUUUCUCCAUCAAAGACUCCUCCUACAGAGAGGAGGCCUCCAAGAUAGCCACCCCUCAGAAGAGGAAGUCCUGCCAAACCGAAUGCCCCAGAAAGGUCAUCAAGAUGGAGUCUGAGGAGGAAAAGGAAGCAAGAUUGGCUCUGAGCUCCUCUGAGCAGCCCAGGCCCAGCACCUCCAAGGCAGUCUCACCACCCCGCCUGGAUGGGCCGCCCAGCCCUAAGACCCCCAUCAAAGGAGCUGACAUCUCCCCACUUAACAGCAGCCAUGGGACUGAUGGCAUUAGGGAGGCAGAGGAGUGCGUCUUUGUGAUCAGCAGCUCAGAAGACUCAGAUGCGGAACACUCGUCCUCCCGAGAGCAGGAUGACAGCAGCAGCGAGUCCAGUGACUUCCAACUGGACAGCCCCAGCUCCCUCGGGGUCCUGGACGAGAGCCUCACCGACCUCCAAGCAGAAGACAGGCCCCUGGUUUUCUUUGACCUCAAGAUUGACAAUGAAACCCAGAAGAUUAGCCAGCUGGCAGCUGUAAAUCAGGAAAGCAAGUUCCGCGUGGUCAUCGAGCCCAAGGCUGCCUAUACCAUCUACUCCAAGGCUGUCUCCCUGGAGGUGGGGCUGAAGCACUUCAUCAACUUCCUGAGUUCCAUGCACCGUCCCAUCCUGGUCUGCUAUAAGCUGUGGGGGCCUGACCUCCUAAACUUCUUCUGGGCCCUGGAGGACAUUAACAAGCUGUGGGAAUUCCAGGAGGCCAUCUCGGGCUUCCUGGCUGCCCGGCCCCUUAUCCAGAGGUGCGUGCCUGGGGCCAGCAGCUUCAAACUCAAAAACCUGGCCAAGACCUACCUGGCACGAAACAUGAGCAAGCACAGUGCCAUGGCCACCGUGCUGGCCAUGCGUGACCUGUGCCGCCUCCUUGAUGUCUCCCCGGGGCCCCAGCUAGCCCAGCACGUCUACCCCUUUGGUACCCUGCAGUGCUUCGUGUCCCUCCACCCACUGGUGCAGGUGACCGUGCUGACCUGGGCCGAGGCCCGCCUGCUGGCCCUCAACAGUGUCAGCUUCCUGGAGCUGCUGCGCGCCUACCGCCGGGACCGGCAGGCCGGCCUGAAGAAGUACAGCUGUUACCUGGGCCUGCAGUCCACGGUGUCACACCCAGACCAGCCUGCUUUCAGGCUGCAGGCGCUCAGCAGCUACUUUGAAAGCCUACUAUAGGGCUUGGCCUCGGCAUGGGAGGACGAUGUCUAUUCUCUCACUGGCCACAGCUUGGCAGGCAGGACCUUCCAGUGGAGCUGAGAGGAAGGGAGAAGGGUGGGGUUUCCCCUGAGCCAGGCCCUACUAUCACAGCAUUCCCAGGUCAUUGUACCCAGUACUCAGUUGUUAUUUGGUUCAGAAUCAGUUCCUUUUCUCUGGGAUCAAAUUCCCCUUCUCUAAAAACCCUGCAGAGGCUGGGUGCGGUGGCUCACACCUGUAAUCCUAGCACUCUGGGCGGCUGAGAGGGUUGGGUUGCCUAAGCUUAGGGGUUCAAGACCAGCCUGAGCAAGAGGGAGACCCUAUCUCUAAAAAUAGCUGGGCAUUGCGGCAGGUGCCUGUAGUCCCAGCUACUUGGAAGACCAAGGCAAGAGGAUUGCUUGAGCCCAAGAUUUUGAGGUUGCUAUGAGCUAUGACUCCAUGAAACUGUCUUAAAAAAAAAAAAAAAAUCCUACAGAGAAAGCUUCAAGUGCAAGCACCCACCAUCCUAAGGUAAGACCAGGUGAUAGGGCCUUCCCCUAGGAACCAGAACCAGGGCAGUCCUGAGUGAGAAGGGUAUAACCUCUGGGCUCUCUAAGUGGCCCUAAUCUUGCCCCAGGCCACCUGCCUGCCACCACCAUGGAUCCUUGCAGCUCCUCCCAGACCCCAGCCACUGCCUCCGGGCACCUGCCAACAGCUCCUACAGACAGCCCAUAGGUACCCAAAGUGCCUUUCAAACCAAACGGCCCAUCCUGAGUUUGGGUUCUCUCAGCCUCUGCCCACUGAAGGCCCAUUCUUUUCACUUCCCCUGUCAUUCUAAACAGGCCUCCCAUCAUCGAAGAUGGACACUGUUGCUCCAUGCAUGAAUCCA
This is a messenger RNA of Nycticebus coucang (slow loris), 3556 nucleotides long. RefSeq names its product PML nuclear body scaffold (gene PML). Gene Ontology annotation, biological process: positive regulation of DNA-templated transcription; PML body organization; intrinsic apoptotic signaling pathway in response to DNA damage. Bases 172 to 2670 code for a protein of 832 amino acids. Gene Ontology annotation, molecular function: zinc ion binding; ubiquitin-protein transferase activity. The transcript has 9 exons. Gene Ontology annotation, cellular component: PML body; chromatin; nucleoplasm. The record is from RefSeq and is a predicted model, not a curated record. NCBI's taxonomy places the organism in Eukaryota, Metazoa, Chordata, Mammalia, Primates, Lorisidae.